CGAAGGUAGCGUGAUCUUUUUCCGGUGUAUCGUGGUAUUAUACGUACGGCACAAUGAAAGCUAAGGGUGAAUUGAAGGAGUUCGAAGUAAUCGGUCGCAAAUUGCCGACUGAAAAGGAGAAAACCACACCUUUAUAUAAGAUGAGAAUAUUUGCCCCUGAUGCUAUUGUUGCAAAGUCCAGAUUUUGGUAUUUCCUGCGUCAGCUCAAAAAAUUCAAGAAGUCUACUGGAGAAAUUGUAUCUCUUAAGAAGAUUUCAGAGAAAACUCCUGUCAAAAUUAAGAAUUUUGGAAUCUGGUUAAGAUAUGAUUCAAGGUCUGGAACCCAUAAUAUGUACAGAGAAUACAGAGAUCUUUCUGUCAGUGGUGCUGUAACACAAUGUUAUAGAGAUAUGGGUGCUCGUCAUCGUGCUCGUGCACACUCAAUCCAAAUUAUCAAAGUAGAAGUUGUAAAGGCAGCAAACUGUAGGAGGCCACAAGUUAAACAAUUUCACGAUUCUAAAAUUAGAUUCCCAUUACCAAAACGUAUUCAUCACAGGAAUCGUAUGCCACUAUUUAGUGUGCGGAAACCACGUACCUAUUUCCUUUAAGUACCUUCAAUUGAGUGUUUUACCCAUUAACACUAAAUAUAUAAUACUAUAAAGGAAAUAAAAAGACGUUUCUUCUAA
Molecule: messenger RNA, 665 nt
Organism: Dufourea novaeangliae
Lineage: Eukaryota; Metazoa; Arthropoda; Insecta; Hymenoptera; Halictidae
Gene: RpL18A
Product: 60S ribosomal protein L18a
Exons: 3
Coding region: 54-587 (177 amino acids)
Biological process (GO): translation
Cellular component (GO): cytosolic large ribosomal subunit; ribosome
Molecular function (GO): structural constituent of ribosome
Source: RefSeq, a predicted model, not a curated record